AGGGAACUGACGGUUGUGGAACAAAAAAUGUUACGAAGAGUUUUCGUAGCACUUCUGGUCGGAUACUUUGGAUGUUUCUGCGACGACCUCCCCUCAUUUAUACAUGUAUGCCACAAAGAAGAUCCCCAACUAGAACAAUGUUUGAUGGCCUCGGUUGAAGACAUUAGGCCCUUUUUGGUAGAAGGGGUGCCUGAAUAUAACCUACCUCAAAUGGAACCACUCAUAUUGAAAGACCUUUUCUCAGAGGAAGCAUCUGGUAUGAAAAUCACUGUCUCCAAUGUUAGCGCAUGGGGAUGCACAGACUUCUUUGUGAGGAAUAUAGAGGUAAACAUGGAUACUCAUGAAUUCACGUUAUACAUUGAUCUCCCUAAGCUGAGAAUUGAGGCACACUAUCAUGUGGAUGGCAAAAUAGUACUUGUACCUGUCAAGGGAGAUGGAAAUUUGGAAGCAAAUAUAACUGACGCACAUGCCAAAGCUCAGCUGAAAGGUGAUUUGUAUGAAAAAGGUGGUGAUCAGUAUUUAAAGUAUAAUACCUUUGAUCUACACGUUGAUGUGGGGGGUGGAUCUGUGAGGUUGGAGAAUUUAUUCAAUGGGGAUAAAGUUCUGCUUGGAAUGAUCAAUGAUGUCGUGAACAAGAACUUCGACGCCUUCGUAAAAGAAUUAAUGCCUGUAAUCGAGAAGGGGUUGGCUUGCAAGUUCAAGGAGACUGCAAAUGCUAUAGUGGAAACUUUCACAUACAGCCAGCUGUUCCCUCACUGAAGACAUCUUCGGUAUGAUAUCUAUGCAGUGUGAUUUUUUGUUAAGUUGAAGUUGACAAUUUUUUUACUGUCGUAUAUAUGUGUUAAUAAAGUGCUGAAUUUAGAUCUA
Molecule: messenger RNA, 867 nt
Organism: Acanthoscelides obtectus
Lineage: Eukaryota; Metazoa; Arthropoda; Insecta; Coleoptera; Chrysomelidae
Source: the annotation of a GenBank genome assembly